AUUCAACCUUUUGUUACUAUACAUAAAUAGUAUUAUUUUAAUUUUAUGACUUCAGUGGCUUGUAUAAAGCUCCAGGUGUCCAGCCGCUAUCAAAUCAGUUCUAGGUUAACCAGAGCUCCGACUUAUCUCAGCUCGGAAUGAUAUUAAAUACCGUCGGUUUGUUGAUCCUGCUUGCCAGUCAGGCUUGGGGGCAGUCAAUAAAAAUAAGAAUACCUGUGUGGGAUGCUUCAACUAUAUUCACGCGAAUCACCGGACUUGGAAUCAACUUAGGAAACAAUAACAAUCCAAGCCCAUCGAAUAAUAACCAGCAGUAUAACGAAUACACUGAUUAUUUGAACGACUAUUAUAAUAACUAUUGGGCAAAUGCAUACCAGAAUCCAGGACAAUAUGAUCCAUAUGGAUAUGGAUACUUCGGACCAUAUGGCCCCUAUGACCCCAACGAAUUUCAAACUACAACAACACCUUUUCCAUUGACUACAACUGCUGAUGUGACAAUAUCAACUCAAGCUCCAACGACUAUACCAACAUCAACAAAUCCACCCAUAACUACAGAAACUGCGUCGACAACUGAAAGCCCGAUAACGUCUUCUGCGAUUCCCACAUCAACAACACCAGAUUCAUCCACAACAUCAACUACAAGUUCAACAACGGAGUCCGCAUCGACAACUGAAAGCCCAAUAACGUCUACUGCGACUCCCACAUCAACAACACCAGAUUCAUCCACAACAUCCACAACAUCGACAACUGAAAGCCCGAUAACGUCUACUGCAAUUCCCACAUCCACAACAACAGACUCAUCCACAUCAUCCACUACAAGUUCAACAACGGAGUCCGCAUCGACAACUGAAAGCCCAAUAACAUCUACUGCCAUUUCCACAUCCACAACAUCCACUACAAGUUCAACAACAGAAUCUUCAACUACAACUGAAAGUCCGAUAACGUCUACUGCAAUUCCCACAUCCACAACAACAGACUCAUCCACAUCAUCCACUACAAGUUCAACAACGGAGUCCGCAUCCACAACUGAAAGCCCGAUAACGUCUACUGCGAUUCCCACAUCCACAACAUCCACUACAAGUUCAACAACAGAAUCUUCAACUACAACUGAAAGCCCGAUAACGUCUACUGCAAUUCCCACAUCCACAACAACAGACUCAUCCACAUCAUCCACUACAAGUUCAACAACGGAGUCCGCAUCCACAACUGAAAGCCCAAUAACGUCUACUGCGAUUCCCACAUCAACAACACCAGAUUCAUCCACAACAUCGACAACUGAAAGCCCGAUAACGUCUACUGCAAUUCCCACUUCAACAACACCAGAUUCAACCACAACAUCAACUACAAGUUCAACAACGGAGUCCGCAUCGACAACUGAAAGCCCAAUAACAUCUACUGCCAUUCCCACAUCCACAACAUCCACUACAAGUUCAACAACAGAAUCUUCAACUACAACUGAAAGCCCGAUAACGUCUACUGCAAUUCCCAUAUCCACAACAACAGACUCAUCCACAUCAUCCACUACAAGUUCAACAACGGAGUCCGCAUCCACAACUGAAAGCCCAAUAACGUCUACUGCGAUUCUCACAUCAACAACACCAGAUUCAUCCACAACAUUCACAACAUCGACUACUGAAAGCCCGAUAACGUCUACUGCAAUUCCCACUUCAACAACACCAGAUUCAUCCACAACAUCAACUACAAGUUCAACAACGGAGUCCGCAUCGACAACUGAAAGCCCAAUAACAUCUACUGCCAUUCCAACAUCCACAACAUCCACUACAAGUUCAACAACAGAAUCUUCAACUACAAUUGAAAGCCCGAUAACGUCUACUGCAAUUCCCACGUCCACAACAACAGACUCAUCCACUACAAGUUCAACAACGGAGUCCGCAUCCACAACUGAAAGCCCGAUAACGUCUACUGCGAUUCCCGCAUCAACAACACCAGAUUCAUCCGCAACAUCGACAACUGAAAGUCCGAUAACGUCUACUGCAAUUCCCACAUCCACAACAACAGACUCAUCCACAUCAUCCACUACAAGUUCAACAACGGAGUCCGCAUCGACAACUGAAAGCCCAAUAACAUCUACUGCGAUUCCCACAUCCACAACAUCCACUACAAGUUCAACAACAGAAUCUUCAACUGCAACUGAAAGCCCGAUAACGUCUACUGCGAUUCCCACAUCAACAACACCAGAUUCUUCGACAACAUCCACUACAAGUUCAACAACGGAGUCCGCAUCGACAACUGAAAGCCCGAUAACGUCUACUGCAAUUCCCACAUCCACAACAACAGACUCAUCCACAUCAUCCUCUACAAGUUCAACAACGGAGUCCGCAUCGACAACUGAAAGCCCAAUAACAUCUACUGCGAUUCCCACAUCCACAACAUCCACUACAAGUUCAACAACAGAAUCUUCAACUACAACUGAAAGUCCGAUAACGUCUACUGCAAUUCCCACAUCCACAACAACAGACUCAUCCACAACAUCGACUUUAAGUUCAACAACAGAAUCUUCAACUACAGCUGAAAGCCCAAUAACGUCUACUGCGAUUCCCACAUCAACAACACCAGAUUCUUCGACAACAUCCACGACAAGUCCAACAACGGAAUCCGCAUCGACAACUGAAAGCCCAAUAACAUCUACUGCGAUUCCCACAUCCACAACAUCCACUACAAGAUCAACAACAGAAUCUUCAACUGCAACUGAAAGCCCGAUAACGUCUACUGCUAUUCCCACAUCCACAACGACAGACUCAUCCACAUCAUCCACUACAAGUUCAACAACGGAGUCCGCAUCGACAACUGAAAGCCCGAUAACGUCUACUGCGAUUCCCACAUCAACAACACCAGAUUCUUCCACAACAUCCACUACAAGUCCUACAACGGAAUCCACAUCAACAACUGAAAGCCCAAUAACAUCUACUGCAAUUCCCACAUCAACAACACCAGAUUCAUCCACAACAUCCACAACAUCGACAACUGAAAGCCUGAUAACGUCUACUGCAAUUCCCACUUCAACAACACCAGAUUCAUCCAGAACAUCAACUACAAGUUCAACAACGGAGUCCGCAUCGACAACUGAAAGCCCAAUAACAUCUACUGCCAUUCCAACAUCCACAACAUCCACUACAAGUUCAACAACAGAAUCUUCAACUACAAUUGAAAGCCCGAUAACGUCUACUGCAAUUCCCACGUCCACAACAACAGACUCAUCCACUACAAGUUCAACAACGGAGUCCGCAUCCACAACUGAAAGCCCGAUAACGUCUACUGCGAUUCCCGCAUCAACAACACCAGAUUCAUCCACAACAUCGACAACUGAAAGUCCGAUAACGUCUACUGCAAUUCCCACAUCCACAACAACAGACUCAUCCACAUCAUCCACUACAAGUUCAACAACGGAGUCCGCAUCGACAACUGAAAGCCCAAUAACAUCUACUGCGAUUUCCACAUCCACAACAUCCACUACAAGUUCAACAACAGAAUCUUCAACUACAACUGAAAGCCCGAUAACGUCUACUGCGAUUCCCACAUCGACAACGACUGACUCAUCCACAACAUCCACUACAAGCUCAACAACAGAAUCGUCAACUGCAACUGAAAGCCCGAUAACGUCUACUGCGAUUCCCACAUCGACAACACCAGAUUCUUCGACAACAUCCACUACAAGUUCAACAACGGAGUCCGCAUCGACAACUGAAAGCCCGAUAACGUCUACUGCAAUUCCCACAUCCACAACAACAGACUCAUCCACAUCAUCCUCUACAAGUUCAACAACGGAGUCCGCAUCGACAACUGAAAGCCCAAUAACAUCUACUGCGAUUCCCACAUCCACAACAUCCACUACAAGUUCAACAACAGAAUCUUCAACUACAACUGAAAGUCCGAUAACGUCUACUGCAAUUCCCACAUCCACAACAACAGACUCAUCCACAACAUCGGCUUUAAGUUCAACAACAGAAUCUUCAACUACAGCUGAAAGCCCAAUAACGUCUACUGCGAUUCCCACAUCAACAACAACAGACUCAUCCACAUCAUCCACUACAAGUUCAACAACGGAGUCCGCAUCGACAACUGAAAGCCCGAAAACGUCUACUGCGAUUCCCACAUCAACAACACCAGAUUCUUCGACAACAUCCACGACAAGUCCAACAACGGAAUCCGCAUCGACAACUGAAAGCCCAAUAACAUCUACUGCAAUUCCCACAUCCACAACAUCCACUACAAGUUCAACAACAGAAUCUUCAACUACAACUGAAAGCCCGAUAACGUCUACUGCGAUUCCCACAUCAACAACACCAGAUUCACCCACAACAUCCACUACAAGUCCAACAACGGAGUCCGCAUCGACAACUGAAAACCCGAUAACGUCUACUGCGAUUCCCACAUCAACAACACCAGAUUCUUCCACAACAUCCACUACAAGUCCAACAACGGAAUCCGCAUCGACAACUAAAAGCCCAAUAACAUCUACUGCGAUUCCCACAUCCACAACAUCCACUACAAGUUCAACAACAGAAUCUUCAACUACAACUGAAAGCCCGAUAACGUCUACUGCGAUUCCCACAUCAACAACACCAGAUUCACCCACAACAUCCACUACAAGUCCAACAACGGAGUCCGCAUCGACAACUGAAAACCCGAUAACGUCUACUGCGAUUCCCACAUCAACAACACCAGAUUCUUCCACAACAUCCACUACAAGUCCAACAACGGAAUCCGCAUCGACAACUAAAAGCCCAAUAACAUCUACUGCGAUUCCCACAUCCACAACAUCCACUACAAGUUCAACAACAGAAUCUUCCAAUGCAACUGAAAGUCCGAUAACGUCUACUGCAAUUCCCACAUCAACAACAACAGAUUCAUCCACAACAUCCACUACAAGUCCAACAACGGAGUCUGCAUCGACAACUGAAGGCCCAUCAACAUUAAUUUGCAUAACUUUCCCUGAACUUCCUAUUUGUCAGUCUGCCAAAGCAUUGAGCUUUGAAUUAAGUAAACCUGGGAUGUCUGAUAUUGCGGCAUCGGGCACUGUAUUUAAGCCAGAGCAACCACUGGCAAUAACUUCGAUGCCCCAAUCAGUGACUUCGCUCUGUUUCUUUUACCCUCGUCUGUGCCUGAAACCGGAGGAAGCCCAAUUUGUUCGUCUCACCGACAGAAAUGGAAAGCCCCUGUUGCUGAUAUCACCGGUUGAAGGACGAUCCGCUCAAUCUCAACAGCAACCAGCUCUUUGGCGUGCUAUAAGUAGAACCAUUAGACAACAUGACUAAACUAUCAAGUAGGCUAGGUAGGCAUAUAACGGAAAAUAUUAUCUUUGGCCGAGUAGAGAUAUCAGGCAAGGAACGACCAUAAUCUGCUAUAAAUAAAAGACAAAAAUUAUAUUUAAAUUAAAAAUUUGAAACAAAUCGAA
Molecule: messenger RNA, 5413 nt
Organism: Drosophila elegans
Lineage: Eukaryota; Metazoa; Arthropoda; Insecta; Diptera; Drosophilidae
Exons: 1
Coding region: 138-5273 (1711 amino acids)
Source: RefSeq, a predicted model, not a curated record